AUGGCUAAGCCUAAGGUCUGUUUGGCUUACUCUGGAGGACUCGACACCAGUGUCAUCCUCAAAUGGCUCAUUGAGCAGGGAUACGACGUCGUUGCUUUCAUGGCCGACGUCGGACAAAACGAAGACUUCGGUGCUGCUGAAAAGAAGGCCCUCGCCAUCGGCGCCGUCAAGUUUGUUGUCGAGGAUCUCAAGCGCGAAUUCGUCGAAGAACUAUGCUUCCGAGCUAUCCAAUGCAAUGCCAUUUUCGAAGACCAAUACCUGCUCGGAACAUCAUUGGCUCGUCCGGUCAUUGCCCGUGCUCAGAUGCGCGUGGCUCAGCAGAACGAAUGUAUUGCCGUGUCGCAUGGCUGCACCGGCAAGGGAAAUGACCAGGUCCGAUUCGAGUUGGCGUUCUAUGCUAUCCAGCCAACCAUCAAAGUCAUUGCUCCAUGGCGACUGCCAGAAUUUUUCGAGCGUUUCGCUGGCCGAAAUGACUUGCUUGAUUACUCUGCCAAAGUCGGUAUUCCUGUGACAUCCACCAAGGCCAAGCCCUGGAGUAUGGACGAGAACCUGGCACACUGCUCAUACGAAGCCGGUAUUCUGGAAGAUCCGAACAUCACUCCCCCAGCUGACAUGUGGAAAUUGACCGAUUCUCCUCUCGACGCUCCUAACACUCCCGAGGAAUUCACCCUCUCUUUCGAGAAGGGUAUCCCAUCCAAACUCGUCACUUCCUCCGGCCAGACCGUCACUGGAUCUCUGGAUAUCUUCACAACAUUGAACGCUGUCGGCCGCAAGCACGGUAUUGGCCGGGUGGACAUUGUCGAGAACCGCUUCAUCGGCAUCAAAUCGCGAGGCUGCUACGACUCGCCUGCGAUGACCAUCCUCCGUGCCGCACACGUUGACCUGGAAGGAUUGGUGUUGGACCGUGAAGUCCGCUCCCUGCGUGACCAGUUCGUGACCUUUACCUGGUCCAAGCUCCUGUACAACGGACUCUACUUCUCUCCCGAGCGUGAGUUCAUUGAGAAGAGCGUGGUUGCUAGUCAGGACACAGUCAACGGAACCGUCCGCCUUUGCGCCUACAAGGGCGCAGUCUCUGUCCUUGGUCGCUUCAGUGAGACUGAGAAGCUAUACAGCGCCGAGGAGAGCAGCAUGGACACCUUGACCGAUUUCAGCCCCGUCGACACCACUGGUUUCAUCGGCAUUUCCAAGAUCCGUCUCGCCAAGUACGGUCAGGCCAAAGCCGAUGCUGGCGAGAGCUUGAGCCGGGCAUAG
This is a messenger RNA of Talaromyces atroroseus, 1251 nucleotides long. Its product is annotated as Argininosuccinate synthase. The coding region runs from base 1 to 1251 and encodes 416 amino acids. Gene Ontology annotation, molecular function: ATP binding; argininosuccinate synthase activity. NCBI's taxonomy places the organism in Eukaryota, Fungi, Ascomycota, Eurotiomycetes, Eurotiales, Trichocomaceae. The record is from RefSeq and is a predicted model, not a curated record. Gene Ontology annotation, biological process: urea cycle; L-arginine biosynthetic process. The transcript has 6 exons. Gene Ontology annotation, cellular component: cytoplasm.